This is a messenger RNA of Procambarus clarkii (red swamp crayfish), 2970 nucleotides long. NCBI's taxonomy places the organism in Eukaryota, Metazoa, Arthropoda, Malacostraca, Decapoda, Cambaridae. The record is from RefSeq and is a predicted model, not a curated record.
AUGCCAUCAGCCAAUCACCUAUCAUGGGCGAAGGUGCCAUCAGCCAAUCACCUCUCCUGGGACGAAGGUGCCAUCAGCCAAUCCCCCGCCGUGGACGAAUGCAAAUGCCCAAGAAGCAAUUGCUGCUCCAUCGUUGGCCUGGUCAACUCUAUUGACCUGAAAAAAAACUUUCACCUAGCAGGGUCAAAGAAACCAGUUGAUAUUCCAGCAGUAUUAGAAUUUGUGGCCAGUAUAAGCAGAGAAAGUAUAAGCAGAGAAAGUAUAAGCAGAGAAAGCAGAGAAAGUAUAAGCAGAGAAAGCAGAGAAAGUAUAAGCAGAGAAAGCAGAGAAAGUAUAAGCAGAGAAAGCAGAGAAAGUAUAAGCAGAGAAAGCAGAGAAAGUAUAAGCAGAGAAAGCAGAGAAAGUAUAAGCAGAGAAAGUAUAAGCAGAGAAAGCAGAGAAAGUAUAAGCAGAGAAAGCAGAGAAAGUAUAAGCAGAGAAAGCAGAGAAAGUAUAAGCAGAGAAAGCAGAGAAAGUAUAAGCAGAGAAAGCAGAGAAAGUAUAAGCAGAGAAAGCAGAGAAAGUAUAAGCAGAGAAAGCAAAGAAAGUAUAAGCAGAGAAAGCAGAGAAAGUAUAAGCAGAGGAAAGAAAAUUGUAAAUGUUAUAAAAGAUGAAUAUGAAGAGGUGCAAGUCACCACCACCAGCAUCAUCAGUGCUUCUAAUGCCACCACCAGCAUCAUCAGUGCUUCUAAUGCCACCACCAGCAUCAUCAGUGCUUCUAAUGCCACCACCAGCAUCAUCAAUACUUCUAGUACCACCACCAGUAUCAUCAAUACUUCUAAUGCCACCACCAGCAUCAUCAAUGCUUCUAAUGCCACCACCAGCAUCAUCAAUGCUUCUAGUACCACCACCAGUAUCAUCAAUACUUCUAAUGCCACCACCAGCAUCAUCAGUGCUUCUAAUGCCACCACCAGCAUCAUCAGUGCUUCUAAUGCCACCACCAGCAUCAUCAGUGCUUCUAAUGCCACCACCAGCAUCAUCAGUGCUUCUAAUGCCACCACCAGCAUCAUCAGUGCUUCUAAUGCCACCACCAGCAUCAUCAGUGCUUCUAAUGCCACCACCAGCAUCAUCAGUGCUUCUAAUGCCACCACCAGCAUCAUCAGUGCUUCUAAUGCCACCACCAGCAUCAUCAGUGCUUCUAAUGCCACCACCAGCAUCAUCAGUGCUUCUAAUGCCACCACCAGCAUCAUCAGUGCUUCUAAUGCCACCACCAGCAUCAUCAGUGCUUCUAAUGCCACCACCAGCAUCAUCAGUGCUUCUAAUGCCACCACCAGCAUCAUCAGUGCUUCUAAUGCCACCACCAGCAUCAUCAAUGCUUCUAGCACCACAACCAGUAUCAUCAAUGCUUUUAGCACCACCACCAGUAUCAUCAAUGCUUCUAGUACCAGCACCAGUAUCAUCAAUGCUUCCAGUACCACCACCAGUAUCAUCAAUGCUUCUAGUACCACCACCAGCAUCAUCAAUGCUUCUAGUGCCACCACUAGCAUCAUCAAUGCUUCCACUAGAGAAGUGUGUCAUAAACAGUGGUUCUCCAAGCUAAAGAAGUGUGUCAUAACUGUGGUUCUCCAAGCAAGAGAAGUGUGUCAUAAACAGUGGUUCUCCAAGCUAGAGAAGUGUGUCAUAACUGUGGUUCUCCAAGCUAGAGAAGUGUGUCAUAAACACUGGUUCUCCAAGCAAGAGAAGUGUCAUAAACAGUGGUUCUCCAAGCUAGAGAAGUGUGUCAUAACUGUGGUUCUCCAAGCUAGAGAAGUGUGUCAUAAACUGUGGUUCUCCAAGCAAGAGAAGUGUCAUAAUCUGUGGUUCUCCAAGCAAGAGAAGUGUCAUAAUCUGUGGUUCUCCAAGCAAGAGAAGUGUGUUAUAAACAACGACACUAACGCCAACAUCAACGACACUAACGCCAACAUCAACGACACUAACGCCAACAUCAGCGACACUAACGCCAACAUCAGCGACACUAACGCCAACAUCAACGAUACUAACGCCAACAUCAGCGACACUAACGCCAACAUCAGCGACACUAACGCCAACAUCAGCGACACUAACGCCAACAUCAGCGACACUAACGCCAACAUCAACGACACUAACGCCAACAUCAGCGACACUAACGCCAACAUCAGCGACACUAACGCCAACAUCAACGACACUAACGCCAACAUCAACGACACUAACGCCAACAUCAGCGACACUAACGCCAACAUCAGCGACACUAACGCCAACAUCAGCGACACUAACGCCAACAUCAACGACACUAACGCCAACAUCAGCGACACUAACGCCAACAUCAGCGACACUAACGCCAACAUCAGCGACACUAACGCCAACAUCAACGAUACUAACGCCAACAUCAGCGACACUAACGCCAACAUCAGCGACACUAACGCCAACAUCAACGAUACUAACGCCAACAUCAGCGACACUGACGCCAACAUCAACGACACUAACGCCAACAUCAGCGACACUGACGCCAACAUCAGCGACACUAGCGCCAACAUCAACGACACUAACGCCAACAUCAGCGACACUGACGCCAACAUCAGCGACACUAGCGCCAACAUCAACGACACUAACGCUAACAUCAGCGACACUGACGCCAACAUCAACGACACUAACGUCGGUUCCCACAACAUCAGCGACACUGACGCCAACAUCAGCGACACUAGCGCCAACAUCAACGACACUAACGCCAACAUCAGCGACACUAACGCCAACAUCAACGACACUAACGCCAACAUCAGCGACACUGACGCCAACAUCAGCGACACUAGCGCCAACAUCAACGACACUAGCGCCAACAUCAGCGACACUAGCGCCAACAUCAGCGACACUAACGCCAACAUCAACGACACUAACGCCAACAUCAGCGACACUAACGCCAACAUCAACGACACUAGCGCCAACAUCAGCGACACUAGCGGCUGCGGGAACAACUAG